Daphnia pulicaria is the source of this 4337-nucleotide messenger RNA. RefSeq names its product DNA (cytosine-5)-methyltransferase 3A-like. NCBI's taxonomy places the organism in Eukaryota, Metazoa, Arthropoda, Branchiopoda, Diplostraca, Daphniidae. The coding region runs from base 1455 to 3665 and encodes 736 amino acids. Gene Ontology annotation, biological process: regulation of gene expression. The record is from RefSeq and is a predicted model, not a curated record. The transcript has 16 exons. Gene Ontology annotation, cellular component: nucleus.
GUUCUAUAGCGUCGCAAAAAUUGAGAGCUGCUGCUGCUGGAAACUGCUGCUGCAGUGCAGUCGGGACCCAUUGAAAUGAGUCAGUCACCAGAAAUCCUAUGACCUAGGAGCAUCACAUUUUUUGAAGUGCGUGGGGCCUGUGCAAUUGUGAAAUCUCCACCACCAGGUCGAAGUGGAGACAUCAUCCAAUAUGUCCAACAAAUCAGACCAACAUGGCCACGGCCACUACCUCGGCUAUGACUCGCCCCGCUUCGCUCGGUCUCAUCUACGGUCAUUAUUACAAUUGAAUAUUAGACACAUCAAGUCAGAAGAAAAUGUGAUGCGGCGGGAAGAAAAAAAUAGCCGGCGCGACAUCAUUGAACCUUAUGGCCUUAUGGGCUUGGGUCUUAUUUUUGUUUUCUGCCUCUUGCGCGUUUGCAUCCCUGACAGAAUUUGAGUAUGUGUGUGCUGUCUCAGCACAGAUUGGUCUAUUAAAGUCAAUCGCCGCUCUCUGCUGAUGGUCUUGGCGUCGGUAAUCCCCAAUGGAACUCAUCAUCACACUCGAGGGUAUAGGCUAUACAUCGGGAGCGGGGAUUGCGAGAGGAGGGUUAUCAGUUAUCACUGGGUUUUCCCACCAAUAUACCUCAUUGCUGGACAAAAUGUCUCAAUUUCCUUGUUUUUUUCAUGUUGUCGACGGCUUGAUGCUAUUGUUGCACACAUCUGAUUUUGAUUUUGCUUUUUCUGUGAGUGUUUUUGCUGGGGAGCUUUUAUAGGGGCAAGAGUGGAAAAAGGCGCACAGCUAUUGCGUUUAACAUAGACGUGAUGGUCGACCGAUCAUAGUGGAUAAAGGUUGACUCGAAAAUAUAUCAGAAUAUCAGGUUAGCGGAAUUUAACAAUUGGUGUUCAAAGAAUUAAUCACGUUACAGUUAAUUUCAAUUUUUAUUCUUAAAAUGGACGACUUGAAAUCAUGGAAUGCUAAGUUUCAGUACAUCUUUUGAUCGAUUGCACUUUGCACCCAAUUGCACCUCAACUUCUGACAUGUGAUGACAUCCUCUGAUUUGUCUACGAGAUCGGAGAUUUUUUACUGAAAUUUCCGUUUAAACUCUCAAAAUAAAUGGUCUCUGAUUAAGCCAUCUAGGUAACAUAUUUAAUUGAAAAUGGCAGAAAGAAAACAGAGGCAGAAACGCAAAUUUUAUCUCUGAAACAACGCAAUGGCGAAAGGUCAUCGUCGUUGAAAAAAAAAAAGUUUCCCAGGCUCAUCUCGCAUAGCAUAGCCUCCCCCCCCCCCCGCCCCCCCCCCCCCACCACUCACCCUCUAUCCUCAUUGUCUCCUCAUUUGACGUCUUUCAAACAGGAGGUUAGGGAAGGAGAAAUUAACUGCGCAAUUUCCUCAAGUGCAGUUUACGGUUCGUUACUGGGCAGUGAAGUCAUGCAGAAGGAGUUUUGGUUUAGAUUCAAUUGAAUUUCCGCCAAAGAUGGCUAAUAACAAAAUCGGUAGCAACAGCAGCAGCAAAAGUGAAGGAAAAUCAGCUGGAAAUGGUGAAGUCGCCGAACCAAAAAAGACGUUAGCCUCCCGUAAAUCUAUUCGACUGGGGACAAUCGUCUGGGCUAAGCUAGAUGGCUGGCCUUGGUGGCCCGGAAUCGUUGUAACUCACAAUGACUGUGGGCUGCCACCUCCGAGAAAACCGACUAGUUACUGGAUAUUUUGGUUCGGCGGCCAUCAAACCGUGUCAGAGAUGCCGGCGGAAAAACUGGGCAGUUUUCUAGAUGACCGGUUGGCCAGCCUGUUAAAUCAAGCUUGCAACAGCCUCUAUGAAAGAGGAGUCUUAGAAGCCCUGCGGGCACUCGCCUUUAACAGAGAUCAAACGAAAUUAGUUAAAGGCACGGCUGACAAAUUGAAGGCGUGGGCCAUCAAACUCUUGGCGUCGUCAAAGAGCACCAAAAGUCGAGAUGUGGUCUUGGACGAGUUCCCGAAAUGGCUGCAACGUUCCAUGGACCGGAUCAAAGACACCAACACCAAGUUGAAGAGGAUCGCCAACGAGAAAAAGGAGUAUCGCCUGUCACUGUUCCAGGGCAGCAACAACAUGAAGUUAAAGAAGAAAAAAAAUUCCGGAGCAGAUGAUUUCACUUACGGCCCGCGGGAUUGCGACAUUGCCGUGGUGGACAGGAUCAAGGCCGGAACUUUGGACAUGGAUUACUUCUGUCUCGGUUGUCAUGUGGAAAUUAUGGGCCCGUGUAUGGAACAUCCGCUCUUCUUUGGAAGUUUAUGUAAUCGCGAAUGCAAGAAUGAACUUCUCGCAACGAGUUACAGCAUUGGAGAGGACGAUAUUCACGUGAGUUGCGCCAUCUGUGGUUCCACGGGAAAUUGUCUGGUAUGCGAAAAUAGUUCAUGUUCCAGAGUAUUUUGCUCGUAUUGUGUUGAGCUGCUGGUUGGUGAGGGAUCAAUGUCCGUUAUCAUGCAGAAGACGCCAUGGUUUUGCUUCCUCUGCGCCAGUUUCACGGCAGAAUCCCACGGCCUCCUUCACCCCCGCUCCGACUGGGCCAUGAAACUGAGAAGUUUCCUUCACCAAGAUUUACCCGUCCAACUGAACCGGCAUUUGUCCAAGAAAGGGCAACCUGCUCUUCGUGUCGUCGUACUUCACGACAAUCUCGGAGCCGUCAACUACGCCCUUAAUUCACUGAGACUUGAAUUGGAUCAGUAUUGGGCCUACGACCGAUGGAACGAAGUGUACGAACUCAACGGCGUUGAAUUCGCAGUCCUGAAAAACGCCAAUCGAAUGAAGGACGAAGAAUGGGCCAAAUUGUGUCCCGUUCAUUUACUCGUUUCUUGCCUCCCUGCCAAGAAAUUCGAUCCCAAGCGUCACCAACCCGCCGGCCGAGAAGUGGGUAGAAGACAAUUUUCUGAAGGAGAGUAUGGAGAGGCUUUUUUCGAUUUCUACCACGUCAAGAAUUGCAUCGAACGCAACAACGAGGAAACGCCACUCUUGUGGGCCGUGGAGAAUGUCGCCUGUUACCACAUAAUCAUUUCGAGAUUUCUCCAGAUGGAACCGAUCACAUUUGACAUGAAGGAUGCCCAAGGCUCCACCAAACAUCGUCUGGUAUGGACUAAUAUUCCUGAACAGAAUUUUAAUCCGCAAUUGGAGCAAGUCAUCAACAACGACCAUUCGUCCAUUUCCUGUCUUCCGCUCAGCCGAGAGCCUUUUUUCAUCAAAUACCCUUGGAUUCUUGAAGAUAUCGUGGCCAUAAACCAACCUCUGCCAGCCAACUGGCAGGAGAAACACGACCGGAUGCUUUUCCAGCGCGAUACCAGAAGCAAGAUGAAAACAAUUAAAGCUCCAGCCUAUUUGGAGCAUUACUCGGUCGUCCAGCUGACCCAGAAAACGGCCAAGAAGAAAAGGAAAUUGAGCAGCGAUCUCCGCCCGUGUUGGAAACUUCGCCAAGCCGUCGGCAGUGCUGACGAGAACAGCGACGGAAUAAGUGACGAAACGGGCCAUUUCAUCGCUGCUCUUACAGAUCACGCCACUUACGCCCGAUCGCUGGGUUUCCCCGAGCCGUUUCCGCAGUACGUGUCUCAUUUGGAAGAAGCUGAAGUGCAAGAAAGAUUGAAUCGCAGUUUACCAGUGUCGUUGUGGAUUCACAUUUUUCAACCGCUGUUGAAGUUGGCCCGUGUCGUUGGCCCGAAAUAAGCCGUGGAUUUUUAUUUACACUUCGCUCCAUUCACAGAUGGAAAUGCCAUAAUAUAGGAUGGAAUCGGGAUCAUCAGUUUGGGGGAUCGACUCGGAACGCGAGCGAUAAACGGUUCCAUGCAUCCAUCCGAAACGUGAAGAAUAGAACUGGAACAGUCAAACAAAUUUUUUUUUUGUUUUAAAGAAAACGAAAAUGGUUUUUUUUUAUGUGCUUGAAUUUCAAUCGUAUUUUCUUUUUUAAAUUUAAUUUUAAAAUAAAGCGAAACUGGCCGGAGGACAUUUUGAAUUGCUCCAAUGGGUAAUCAUUCCACGUCCACUCGACCAGAUAACCCAAACGCAUCGCUCGGCAAACGUCUGGGAUGUCCCACGACAAAUUCUGGAGCGACGGCCAAACAUCAGAAAAUUCGCAUAGUUAUUAUUACUCGGUGGCAUCAUCAGAGACACGAGACCUCGAAUUUGUUCUAUUCUACAAAAUUUGUUUCCCCCCUCCUCUGUUGUUUUCUCGAGUUUAUUUUGAUUUCUAUUUCGGGAUUCGGGGCUCGACAAUAUUUAUCGAGAAAUUGAACCGAAGAAUGUGCAUUCGCUUUAAUUUUUUUUAUAACAAUUCGUAAAAUUUAUAAGAGAUUUGAUACUUUUGAAAAAUGGAUAUUUCCCGAAGUUGUUUGGACAGUA